AUGGCUGCCCCGAAGGCCUCGGUGGCGGGCGGCGCCUCGGCGGGCGGCGGCACCAACUUGCUCUUCUCCUCCUCGGCGACGGAGUUCAAUUUCCACGUCCCCUUCAUCCCAGUGAGCCAAGCCCCUGCGCCGCCUCCCGCGGCCGCCUCGGGGCCUGGUCUCCUGCCCGCCGACGAUGCUACAGAUGUCGGUGAAGAAGACAGCUUCCUUGGCCAGACUUCUGCAACUCCUAAUCCCCCAUCGACUUUCAGUUAUUUCUCCCAAGUUCCUAGCAGCAGUGAUCCCUUCGGAAGCAUCGGGCAGCCACCCUUAGGAGUAACAACCCCACCCCAAAGCGGCACAUCAGUUUUCUCCAAGCCCCCCGUUUCUCUCCCCCUUCAGCCGGGAACACAGGAUGGGCCAAAUGCUUUCCCAGCACCUCUUUCCAAGUCUCAGUCUUUUAACAAGCCGCCUACUUCGCUACCUGGGAUUGGUUCCUAUCAGAAGACUUCCCAGCAGACUGGUCCCCCUCCAACCGGCUUCACAACUCCGCCUCAUGGCACACUGCAGCAAGGCUACAACCCGUAUCGCCACACGACUUUAAGCAGCAGAGCCAAUCCUUAUAUUACUCCUCCACAGCUGCAACAGACUCAGACACCCAGUCAGAGUGUCCAGCCUCCACCCUCUGUACCACCUAUGCAGAUGUAUCCAACACCUCCAGGGACACUCCCACCGUUUUCAUCACCUCAGUCAGCAUUGUCGCCUCAGGCAUCCAUGUCAACAGGCGCUCUGGUGAAGGCACCUCCCAUCUUGUUACAUAAUCAGUAUGAGCCGGCUCAGCCUCAUUGGUUUUUCUGCAAGGAGGUGGAAAACAAGGAGGUUUGGAUGCCAUUCAGUGUCCUCGAUUCUACAAAUCUCGAUGAAGUCUAUAAUUCUGUGCAACCUGAUCCAGAAAACGUUGUUUUAAGUACUGAUGGAGGACGUUAUGAUGUUCACCUGUAUGACCGGGUGAGGAAAGCUGUGUAUUGGGAAGAAGAGCAAUCUGAAGUGAGACGAUGUACUUGGUUUUAUAAAGGAGACAAAGAUAGCCGGUUUAUUCCUUACACAGAGGAUUUCAGUGAAAAGCUAGAGGUGGAGUACAAGAAAGCUGUCACCACAAAUCAGUGGCAUCGAAGACUGGAAUUUCCAGGUGGAGAAACUAUUGUUAUGCACAAUCCUAAGGUUAUUGUUCAGUUCCAGCCUUCUUCAAUACCAGAUGAAUGGGGUACCACACAAGAUGGUCAAACGAGACCAAGAGUAGUAAAACGUGGGAUUGAUGAUGAUCAUGAUGAAAUUCCAGAUGGGGAAGUGUCUCAAGUUGACCACUUGGUGUUCAUGGUGCAUGGCAUUGGCCCUGUUUGCGACCUACGAUUUAGAAGCAUUGUUGAAUGUGUUGAUGAUUUUCGGACAGUGUCCCUAAAGCUGUUGCAGACACAUUUCAGGAAGUCACUAGAAGACCAUAAAGUGAACCGGGUUGAGUUCUUGCCAGUUCAUUGGCAUAGUGCUUUGCAUGGGGAUGCAACAGGGGUGGACAGGAAUAUUAAAAAAAUAACUCUGCCAACCAUUGGACGUCUUCGUCACUUCACCAACGAGACUCUACUUGAUAUACUGUUCUACAAUAGUCCGAUCUACUGUCAAACGAUGGUGGAUAAAGUAGGAUUGGAAAUGAACCGUCUGUAUGCGCUUUUCAUGAGCAGAAAUCCUGACUUUAAAGGAGGAGUCUCUGUAGCUGGUCACAGUUUAGGUGCCUUAAUUUUAUUUGACAUACUUUCCAACCAAAAAGAUUGGACUUCCACAGUUAAUUCUGUAACUCCUGCUGCCUCCAAUGGUGUUGCGAAGGACACUGCCGAAUGUGACCAGCAGAUGACAGUGGAUUCUAAUUCCAUCAGUUCACUGCAUAAUCUUUCCAAUGAUGAACAUUCAGAUCAUGAUGUAGAGGAGUAUGUUCCAACCUUACAAGAAACCUUGGAAACACUGAGCUUGUCUGAGUAUAUCAGCACAUUUGAAAAUGAGAAGAUUGACAUGGAAUCCCUGCUAAUGUGUACAAUUGAUGACCUGAAGGAAAUGGGAAUACCUCUUGGGCCACGAAAGAAAAUUGCAAAUUUUGUAAAAGACAGAGCAGCGAAACAGGAAAAGGAAAAAGCAGCAUUAGAAAAAAAGGCAUCCUUGUCACAGAACCAAGGAGAAGUUGAUCAGACAGGACAGAAGGUGGUUACUUUAGCUGUAUCUUCAGAAACUGGUAAACUCCAGGGUCCAGCCAAACGAAGACUUCCAGUUGGAGCUUCAGUUUCAUCUUCACACAUUAACUAUGAGUAUUUUGAAGUAGGCACCGGUCAGGUAUCUGUGGUUUAUAGCACACUGGACUUCGAGCCAGAAAUUUUCUUUGCCCUGGGUUCUCCAAUUGGUAUAUUUCUGACUGUAAGAGGAGUGGAGAAAAUCGAUGAAAAUUACAGGCUUCCUACCUGCAAGGGUUUUUUCAACAUUUAUCAUCCGCUUGAUCCAGUUGCCUACAGGUUAGAACCUAUGAUUAUUCCUGAUACUGACAUAAAGCCAGUUCUUAUCCCACAUCACAAAGGCAGAAAAAGACUUCACCUUGAACUGAAAGAUUCUCUGUCUCGCAUGGGAUCAGAUCUGAAGCAAGGUUUCAUCAGCUCUUUGAAAAGUGCUUGGCAAACCCUGAAUGAAUUUGCACGCGCUCACACAUCCUCUCCUCAGCUCCAAGCAGAGCUGGAGAAGGUGGCUAAUCAGAUUAAAGAGCAAGAAGAAAAGGAAGCAGGGGAAGAAAAGAUCAUUGAAAGUCCAGAUCUAUCAAAAGAUGAAGAUUUGUCCAUAAAAGUUGGCCUGCUCAAUGGAGGCCGUCGUAUUGAUUACGUUUUGCAAGAAAAACCCAUAGAAAGUUUCAACGAAUACCUGUUUGCUCUACAGAGUCACUUGUGCUACUGGGAAUCAGAAGACACCGCUUUGCUUCUCCUGAAAGAAAUUUAUAGAACUGUAAAUAUCUCUCCUGAACAGCCGCAACAUUGAUGUAUAGAUAUUUGUCAUUUGGAAUACUUGUCAUCUG
Messenger RNA from Euleptes europaea (tarantolino), 3079 nucleotides. RefSeq names its product SEC23 interacting protein (gene SEC23IP). The record is from RefSeq and is a predicted model, not a curated record. Gene Ontology annotation, biological process: endoplasmic reticulum to Golgi vesicle-mediated transport. The coding region runs from base 1 to 3042 and encodes 1013 amino acids. Gene Ontology annotation, molecular function: protein binding; metal ion binding. The transcript is spliced from 18 exons. NCBI's taxonomy places the organism in Eukaryota, Metazoa, Chordata, Lepidosauria, Squamata, Sphaerodactylidae. Gene Ontology annotation, cellular component: COPII-coated ER to Golgi transport vesicle.